UAUGAGUUAAGGGCGGGCGGCCACGUGGUGUUGUAUCGGUGUAGAGUGGAAUGGGGUAGGGCAGGUCGGAUGGGGUGUCUGGGUGGAUCGAUGGCGACGGCAGCGGCACGGCGGGCCGGGCAGGCGGGCAGUGCCGCGGCGGACGCGGGCAGAGCGGCGCGGUCGCGGUACGGUGUCGCGCGUCCGGCACGUCGGGCACGUGCGCGCCCGCCACGCGCCGCCCGCGCACUCCUCUCAGACAUGGACGCGCUCUCCGAUGACGACGAAUACACACGUCGGGACCCGCAGAUUAGUAGUUUGGUGGCGACACGAGGCGACGCUUCCGGCGCUGCCGUGCAGCGCGUGGGCGCAGCCGUGUGUUGCGCGGUCGAGCGCUUUGUGGCCGUGGGAGAGACCAUCGCGGACGACAACCCGGACGUACGCCACAGCAUGGUCCUGGCGUGCAAGGAGGCGCGAGCCGCAGGUCGUGCGAUCGAGCGGGUGUGUGCGGGCGCCGACGGCGCAGGCAUGGUGUCGGCGGCGCGGGCGCUGCUGGCGGCGGUCACGCGCGUACUGCUGCUCGCCGACAUGGUGGUCGUGCGACAGCUGCUGCUAGCCAAGGACAAGGUCGCGCGCUCGCUGGACCGGCUCGAGUCCGUGUCCAACUUUGCGGAGUUCGUGCGUGCCUUCACCGAGUUCGGCGGCGGGAUGGUGGAGCUGGCCAGGCUGACGGCGGAGCGGAGAGCGGACCUGAGAGACGAGCGGCGGAGAGCACAGGUCGCCGCCGCGAGGAACGUACUGGAACGAUCUACGCUUAUGCUACUUACCUCAUCCAAAACUUGCCUUAGGCACCCCGGGAGUGCCAGCGCGCGGGAGAACCGCGACACCGUGUUCUGCCAGAUGCGGCGCGCCAUGGACCUCAUCCACUACGUGGUGCGCGACGGACUGCCCGGCCACGACGACCACUCGCACGAGGCUGCGCAAUGGGAAGCAGGUACGGCGUUAGGCUCGCUUCGGGGGCUGACGUCACAAGUCCGGGCGGCGCGCGCUCGCGGCGGCGCGGACGCCCCGCGGCGGCGUGCGCUCGCGUCGACGCUGCGCGCGCUGGUCGAGCGCACGCACGACUUCACGGAUUCCGCCUACACGUCGCACAACCACCGGCAGCGGAUACUGGCGCUCGCCGAGCGGAUAGCGUACGAGCUGGAGAGGCUCGUCGCCGUUGCUGUCUCAAUGGAGGAGCAAGGCGCGACGGGCAGCGGCGCGGCGCUCGAGAGCGCGAGCGUGGGCGCAGCAAGCGCGGCGGCCGAGCUCGAGCGGGCGCUGGUGGAGGCGGCGCGGGACCAGGCGCGCGACCUGGGCCCGCUCGCCGACGACGCGAGGAGGCUAGCCUCCGACCUUGCACACAUAGCUAGUUCCUGUGGUGAGAGAGAAUCAGAGAGACUGCACAAUAUAGCCAGCCGGCUCCACGAACAAUUAGAUCACAUAAUAGAGGUAUGCAAAUUACUUAGGCACAUAGCAAUGUCAGAGACGUUGCAAGUGAGCGCGAAGUUUGCAGAGAUUAACCUGAGGAUAUACGGGCCACAAGUGGUGACGGCUGCGAGGACAUUGGCCGCACACCCAGGCAGCGCAGCGGCGCGGGAGAACCUCGACGUAUUUGUGGACAUGUGGGCGUGGCUGCUAGCAGACGCGGCGCGGCUCGCGCGCGAGCUACUCGACCUGACGGGCGAGCGGCAAGACAAGCAGCAGUAUAGCAGUUUGCCUAGGCCAGGGAAACAUGGAACGACGAGUAAACCGUUAAAAGCAGUCAAAUUAGACUCUGAAGAACAAGCGAAAAUCGCCAAGUCAGGAUUGGAGAUGAAAAUGAUGUCGUCGGAGAUGGACGCGGAGACUGAGAAGUGGCAGGGGGCUGCUGCCGAUGAGAACAACGACAUUGUGAAGAGGGCAAAAAAUAUGUCUUCCAUGGCCUUCGCUAUGUAUCAGUUUACAAAAGGCGAGGGCCGUUUAAACACUACCCAAGACCUCUUCACGCAAGCGGAGUACUUCGCCGAGGAAGCGAAUAGACUGUAUAAAAUAAUACGACAAUUCUCAUACCAGGUACCAGCAGGUACAACGAAAAAAGAAUUGUUGGAACAACUAGAUAAAGUCCCCACGUACGUGCAGCAACUACAAUUUACAGUAAAAGAGCCGACAGUAGGGCGCGCAGCCACCUUCAGUAAGGUCGACAACGUCAUUCAGGAAACUAAACACCUUAUGAACGUCAUAAGUAAAGUCGUCACUACAUGUUUCGACUGCGCCAACAAGUACAAACUGGACUUCACGGGGCUGACGGCGGGCGAGGCGGUGCGCGGGCGCGGCGCGGCGCGCGACGAGGACCCGGCGGGCGGCGGCGGCGGCGACGCCAAGCCGGGCGGCAGCUCGGGCGACACGGCCAUGUGACAGUACGGCAUGGGCCGGCGCGGCAAGGGCGACGCGCGCCGGACCAGGGUCAGCUUCCUCUUGUUUUAAAGACUGCGUCUCUAAAACGAACGUCGCCUACGGUCGGCUGGAUCGCUCUCUUGCGGUUACAUCGCUCUCGUGAAAGAUGAACCGGUGAUGGACGUAUAGAUUUUGAUGUCGGUGAUUACUAACGAGUUAUGCCGCUUAGAUAUCUCCCUCGAAAUUUUACAUUCGCAAUGUUCGUAUUCGUAGUAGUUUUUCGCUAGAUACUAUUUCUAAUACUCUAUCAUAGUAUUUUCUGAUAUCUUUGAAAUUUAAAGAAUAGAUUUACUUAUGUAUUUUAUGAAUCUCUCUAACCGGAUCUUAGAAGAUCCAUCCGAGUGGUGGUAGAGAGAAUCGAGUUGAGUAUUAGUCGUACAACGAAAUAUAAACGAAGCGAUGCGUCCGCAAUAUAGUUUGUAUCCUGGAAGAUCACAUGGAUCAGCGUCUACUAUCGAUGUAGCCUUGUAGCGCUGUAUGCAUGUGAUUUUACACUCCGACUCUGAAAGCUGUCAACCGUUUAACAGUAGGUUGACGAUACGAACCGAUAUCGUGACUGUUCGAUGGUUGGCAUCUAUAUUUAAUGUAAGAUGGACAGUACGAUAAAUUUAAAGUAUUUACGGAAAUAAGUUUUGGCUAAUCACUUGCGACACACAAGCGCGCCCUCUCGCGGACUUGAGGUCUAUUCUCUUCUAGUUAAACUAGGUAGUUAGUACAUAUAGCAACAAGUAGGUAGCGAGCGCGCGGUCGCGACGCAUUUGGCUGUGCAAAAAUAAUAAUCUACUAAGUAUUGUGUUCUACAGCAAUUUCUAACUGUAUUCGUAGACUAGGGAUCAGGCAUUAAAGAUAUCGACAUUACAUGCAGUUGUUACAAUCGUUACGAAUUUUAUCUUUAUUACUAUUUUGUGAUCGGUAAGAAAAGAGUGAAAUCGUACAAUAAAUACUUGUUAACUACACACUCAUAAAUAAUGUUACACUAUCUACCUAGUUAAAUAAAAUACGUAUGUAUACAAUAACACUGAAUAAUAAGUACAAAGUAUUUCCUAUUUCUUUAUGUUUCCCUUUCUUAAGCUUAUCUAAGUAUGUACCUUACCUUUCUUAUACCUUUUAUCUACCUACUUGUAUUUUAAUCUAUGGUCAUUUUCCUGUAUAUAUUACCUCACACCCCGGAUUGUUUGUCUUUACGCUAUUUGUCUUUCCUACUUGCACCCUUCUGCACCUUCCGUGGUCCUGUUGCACAUUUUAUUUAUGCACGUUUGGCUUCCUUCAUUACUUUGGCAUCAGAUCAGACGCUCUUCCUAACGUCACGUCAAUGAAUAUUUACAUCUUCAGAACGACACAGCGUCACUCGCAUUCGAUGUUUACGCAUAACUAGCAGUUUCUCUUUCAACGAGUUCGUGUACAUACGUAGGUAUAUUAGUUCGGUUGAUGUCUUCAAUUCUGCGUCGUCCGGAUGGCGACUUUUGCAUGAUUGUGAAACGGAUCAAAUAGAUGUGUGUUGCAUGUGUGUACGUGAUUAUUGUAUUGAAUGUCGUACUUCAUCUUUCCGACGGGGGAUGUUAAGUAAUAAGAUAAGGGAACUUGACUCUGGUUGCUAAGAAGCAGCACCUACGUCGCCGAAACGCAUGGUGUUAUAUAGACCUUGUCUUCGCAGGUGGCAGCACUUGCUGCAUGCUAAAAGGCACAGAAUACACGUUGACUCAUCUUUUCACGUUGAUAAACCAAUUUGCUUGGUGACUCCGCGUGUAUAAGCGGUGCGCCGCUCCGUGUGUUCUGCGCCUAAGCUAACAUCAUAUCGCCGGCAUGACGCCACAGACCAUAUCUGCAUUGUCGCUGAUUAAUAAUCAAUCGUUACGGCAAUAAUCAACAUAUCAAUUUAAUUAGAUUUAUCGAUUGUUACCGAAAAACGACGGGGUCGUUAUUUAGUAUUUAGGUGUUUUUGGGGGCUAGAUUACAAUAGCUGGUAUUACCAAAGCGUCAGAGACGAUUCAUUUGAUAAGUAAUUUAAAGUAUUUCCUGUAGUAGGUGCUGGCUAUGCUUACAAUAAACGUGUAUAUAUUUUUGAAGAGUCAUUGUUAAUAGUGCACGAUCGGCCUAUGUUUCGAAGCGUUUAGUUUAGGAUAGGCAUCAAUGUGAUUGUCUUGCCAUAUCACGUUUCGAGUGUUGCCAACUGUCAAUUAUUUUGGUGGGAGUAGUGUAGGUACAUGCUUUCUGACAGCUCUCGCCUCUCCGUGCUCUCACCUGUUCACGGUCUAUAUAACACUUCGCAUGUUUCAUACACCUACUUUUAGCAUUUACUCUUUAAUUCUACGUGAAUGAUGUCGACUUUCUAUAAUUUGUAAUGUUAUAGUAGGUACCUAUUAUAUUAUUGUUAAACUGUAACGACUACUCUUAAAUCUUAUUGCCUUCAACAAUAAUUUUACCGUUAUAUGUACUUACUAGACUCCUGUUAAGAUACUUAAAGCUCUGAAAUUAGGAUAGUGAUAUGCUAACAAUAUUCGAGUUAAUGUAAAGAGCUUGACAAAGCUUUAUAAUGAAGAGUUGUGAAUCGAACUUGUGGCCACGUAUCUAGAUUCAAAGAUUAGUAUAAGGCGAGGCCGUACAGCCCGAUGCGAGGAUCGGAUGGUUGCGUUGGUCCUCUAGUUGUAUAUAUUUGCACAAGCAUCGAUAUAUUUGGUUACAUUUGUGCAUAUUGCAUGAAUGUGUGAUGAACUGAAGUUUGAUUUUAACCGUAGAUAUAUCUACAUAACUACAGCAAAUCGGCCCAAACGCUCAUGGAUCACGUACAGUUGGAGUUUAUUCCAAAUGGCUGUUUUCCAGCAUGGCUAUGUUAUGAUUUGUGAUGAUAAAACGGAAAACACAUAGUUACAUAACGCUUUUAUUUUCAAACACUAAAGCCCCUUGGGACAUCACUAGCUAUGACACGCUUAGCUUUUAUACAUUUCACAAUUCAUGCGACAUGUCUUUAGACAUGCACCCUAAUACAAUGUCCUAAACUAUGGAAGUUUAAGUACCAACUGGAUGGGCAGACGCAAUUUCCUCUUCAUCGCAUCUGGCCAGUGCCCUCGCGUGCCGCUUUGACUGUUCAGUAAUUACGUACCUAUAUAAUAAGCGUUCACCGCGAGCCGUGGACUACGAUAUAGGUAAUUAGUACACUUAGAUACUCAGCUAGCGACGUUAUAAUAGGUAUCAUACGUGCUUUCACUUCAGAACGAUAGCCGUUAUUGAUCAACUCUACGUCCUAAUGCGUGAAGAUAAUACCAUAGCCAAUUAAGUAAUAAGGAGAAGUCAUAUAGGUUAUUAUUACAGAUUGCGCAGCAUCAGUGACAGUGCGGUUUGCCCUUUGCUUACAUCGUAGCGCAAACUAUUUAAUAUUUUAUGUAAAGGACCUCACUAUACUCGUAGUGAGUAGCUCGCUAAAGUGAUGCCAUCUACAACAUUGAUGACGGUCUACAAUUUUGUAAACUCCAUAAAUGUUCAUUAUCAUUUACUUGGCUCUGGUAAAAACAAAGCACAGGUACCUAUGAACAGUGACCAAAAUCACCACGGCAAUCUUAUGAAACAUUGGUACGACGUGUAGAAUAAGUAGAAACCUUUAUUUUAUUAUACAUACAAACAUGUUCUUCGGCUGUUUAAAAGCGUAUAUCAACUGAAACUUAUAUUUGAAACAUGAAAAAUCAAUAAAUAAAAUGUUUAAAUAUUAUAUUCUGACCUUAAAUAGCAUCGUUUGUAGAUAAAUAGCAUCGUCUGAUUAAUACAAAAUUAAUUUAAGAAAUAAAAUGUCGACACAUUCGUAUUUUCUACAUUUAUCUCUCAUUAAAAAAAAGAAACACGUAAAGGUCAGACUAAUACAACAGCUUUUACUUAGUUUUUAAAUGAGUAACAUGAUUGUUACAAAUUAUCCCCACCUACAAACGCUUGUAUAAAAAAUAAAAACUAAUACAAUAAACUAAUCAAGUGCUCAUAUUAAUGUAAUAAUGUAUUACAUGAUUUCGCAUUUUUCAUCAGAGCAAUGUAAAAUCCUCCUAACAAAAGUAGUAUUAUACAAUAGGGUAUCAACAUAAUCAUAAAAAGCUACACUACACACACGUGCCUCGGUAGACACCUACGUAAUGUAGGCCCUACUCGCGUUAAUGGUGACGGUAAGGUACCGAGCGGCCUCUAGGAGUACCAUUUUUUUAGAUUUAAAGCGAUGUAGUGCUAAAAUCAAAGAAAAAUCAUAUUAUAAAAACAGUUUCAGUAAAUGGCGACACUCUCGACUAUCAUGUACCUAUAGGUAUCUCAAAGCCCCUCUCUAAGUGCUAAAGGAUAUCCGCACUUGGAUUAUGUCUAUCCAAUCACAAUUGGGGACUUUAUUGAGACAAAAAAUACAAACUAAACAAUAAAUCCAAUACCUGAUGUUCAUAGUACUAUAAGUACUAAGAAGACGUUGUACAAUCUCAAAAUAUUUUUUUAAAAGGAACAUAUGUACAGACACUUAUAUAAUGCUAUUUCUUGACAGUUUGGGAUUUUUUUCACAACCUGUAAUUUAUAUUUGAAAAUAAUUUUCAAAAAAAUGUUUUAUCUAAUCAAAUCAUUAGAUUAGAUUAAUUGGAAUUGUACAGAGAGGAAAUUUUUGCGGUGCUACGCCUUUGCACGCCAUAUACUUACACAGAGAAACUGAUAUUUUCACGAUAAUAUUUUUUUAUUGAUUUAAGCACUAUAUUCAUUUCUCAAUAUAUCUGCUAGUUGUCACUUCACCUCACUCAGAAGCAUUCAACUCGAUACAAUAAAUUGACUUCCAUCACAUUAUAAUAUUAAAUUCAAUCACUUAUUUCACAAAGGAGCUAAUGUAUGGGCCAUUUGUAAAAUAAUUAAUUGACUCGAUUAGUGGUUAUAUAGAUAAUAAUAGACAAAUAGAAUAACAAGAUACAUGAGAUAAUUUGUGAUACUUGACAUUUAGUGCAACGUCCUGUAUAAUUUUCAAUAUGUAGUUUUUAAAAUAAAUGGACAACAAGAACACCAAACUUAUUUAAUUGUACCACGUAGUUAUAUUUAGAAAUGGAAUAGUUUGGGACGGUGGUUCAAGUAAAGUGAUGGAUUCCCUUUCUUAUAUCAACUGUCUUAAUUAAAACCAAUAUGACAGUAGCUAAACCAUUAAAGAAUAUUUGAUAAUUUAAUGAUAGCGAAUGCUUAAUGCAAUGAGCUUCCUAAAUCUUUCAAUACAAACGAAAUUAUAAAAUUUCCAUGUUAUUUGACCCAUUUUGAAAUCCUAGGUGGAGUCCCAAAGUCGGAACAUAAAUGAACCAAAGUGUAGGACUUAGUUUAAUAAAUGUUUAGCCUAAUAAAACAAAAUGCUAUAAUGAAUAAGGUGCAAAGUACCUAUCUAAUGAUAUAUUUCGGCAUUCUCUUACAUGUAAUGUAUAAAUGGUGACCCUGAAGGAGUAAAACCCCGAUAAGUAACUGUGUAAAUUAAAACAUUUUAGUUAUUAUCAUGUGUCGUCGGAUAUUUCGAAAUCAAUUUGAUGUAACUAUAUUAAGUGUAUAAUAAAGAUUGAACCUAUUGUCAUGAAACUGUUGUGAUUGUUAUAUAUUUGAAGUUGCAUUUUCAUUAAAGUAAUUAGAAGUAUAUUUUCCAUAGUGCUGCCAAAAUAUUAAUGAUAUACUAGAUGUAGUCAUGUUGUUUACAUAACGGAAUAUUUUGAGGUUCGUGAAUUUAUGGAAUGUAUUUUGAUGUGAUCGAGGAAUGUAUAACACUGUGUACGUGAUCUAAUACAUCACUAAUUAAAAACAAAUUCAUACGAAUACAA
This is a messenger RNA of Cydia fagiglandana, 8243 nucleotides long. RefSeq names its product alpha-catulin (gene alpha-Catr). Gene Ontology annotation, biological process: cell adhesion; Rho protein signal transduction. The coding region runs from base 70 to 2415 and encodes 781 amino acids. The record is from RefSeq and is a predicted model, not a curated record. Gene Ontology annotation, molecular function: cadherin binding; actin filament binding. NCBI's taxonomy places the organism in Eukaryota, Metazoa, Arthropoda, Insecta, Lepidoptera, Tortricidae. The transcript is spliced from 15 exons.